Archocentrus centrarchus (flier cichlid) is the source of this 2030-nucleotide messenger RNA. RefSeq names its product ST3 beta-galactoside alpha-2,3-sialyltransferase 4 (gene st3gal4). The record is from RefSeq and is a predicted model, not a curated record. The coding region runs from base 251 to 1273 and encodes 340 amino acids. The transcript has 12 exons. Lineage: Eukaryota; Metazoa; Chordata; Actinopteri; Cichliformes; Cichlidae. Gene Ontology annotation, biological process: glycolipid biosynthetic process. Gene Ontology annotation, molecular function: sialyltransferase activity.
AAAGGGGCUGCGGUGGAACCGCUAUGUCAGUCCUGAACACCAGUAAGACGAAGUAAACUCUGCUCCCCUGUGAUUUGCGCGUCCGGUGGAGCGGUACAUUGUCAGAGCGGAUGAGCGUUCACUCCCUCAUUGCGGGAAAAGCCCAGACUGAUUAUAUAUGAACCACUGAGGAUACAACUUUUUGAAAUGAAAGAGGGAAAAGGGUGACUACACACUCUGAAGUCAUGAGAGGCUCAACGAGUAUGUGAAGAUGUCCCAGAAGGCAACUAAAACAUGGUGCCUUAGGCUUCUCCCAGUUCUCCUGUUCUUCAUCUCCUUUGUCACGUACUACCGUUCCUAUAGCUUAAUUCAGAGCUAUGGAGGCACCAGCAAGUCUCCUAACAGUAGCAAGUCGCUGUGUGGUGGCUGGCUAACCCAGAAGAAAUGGGAGAGCCUUAAGUUUAACAUUACCAGGCGGACGCAGCUCUUUAUGAAACUGGAGGAUUUCUUUUGGCGGAACCAUCUGUCCAAUCUGGCAUUACCCUAUGGCAUUAAGGGCAGUGAGCUGCUGCUACUGAAAGUGCUCGCUGUAACUGCAAAUUAUCACAUGCCAGCCAACAUUGAAAACCUUGAAUGCAGAACCUGUGUAGUCAUAGGUAAUGGCUUUGCCAUUAAAAACAGCUCCCUGGGAAGCAUCAUCAACAAAUAUAAUGUGGUCAUUCGCUUGAAUGAUGCCCCGGUGAGAGGCUACGAGGAAGAUGUGGGGAACAAGACCACCAUGAGGUUUUUCUACCCCGAGUCAGCCUCCUACAAUCCCGGACUGGACAAUGAACCCAGCACACUUAUGGUCCUGGUGCCUUUCAAACAGCAAGAUCUACGGUGGCUCAAAGAGAUCCUCUACAAUGAGAAGAGGGUCAGGAAAGGCUUUUGGAAGCCCCCUCCUCAAAUCUGGUUGGGCGAUGCCAGUAAAGUUAGAGUAUUGGACCCAUACUUUUUGCAUCAGACUGCAGUCAGCCUGCUAAAGAUCCCUUUGCACCCCAAGAGUAAACAAAUCCCAGUGCACCCUACCACAGGUAUACUUGCUAUCUUUGUCGCUCUCAACUACUGUGACGUGGUCCACGUUGCUGGAUUUGGAUACCCUCGCUCAAAGAGCCUGCAUCAACCUAUCCAUUACUAUGGAUAUGCCACCAUGAGGUCUAUGAAGAAUUCUUACCAUGACCUCAAUCAUGAAGCUGAAGCCUUAAAAAGACUGGAGGAUUCAGGAGCCAUUCUCUACCUGCAUCCGCAUUUAUGAUAUACACACAAACACACACACACACACACACACACACACACACACACACACACACACACACACACACACACACACACACACACACACACACACAUCUCCAGUUCAGUUUGGGUUAUCUGACUCAGAUCUUAAUGUGCCUUCUGCAGUGGGAUACGGGACUUUUUUUGUUGCUGCACUCUGCUCUGAUGAUCGUUACCUUCCUGGCACCUUAUGUGUGCUUUUUCUUAAAGUGAGAAAAAAACAAACAAAAAAAACACAAUAUAAAUGCUUUUAGAGUGCCGUAGCAGGUUUUCAAAUCAAGGUCCUAAAUUAAAAUGAGGACAUCGACUGUAAACGUGGUGACCCAGUUGUUUGUGAUAGAACAGCUGCAGCAAACUAGUUUUAUCAGUUGAAUUUUGGUUUCGGUGCUUGUUUUUUUUAGGAUUUUGUGAUAAAUCGGGCUGGCGGAAUAAAACAUUUCAGAUCUGCACCUUGGAUGGGGGUUCUCUUGACAUUUCAUGUACAUCAUGAAGACGUAAAGUCUAGUGAAUUGAUUUUGGAGUCAGAUUUGGUGAUUUUUUUGAACUCCUGCUUUUUUGUGUAUGGGGGUCUUUCUUACAUUUUAAGUGAAAUGAAAAUUUUGCUCAUUUGUGACAUUUUGAUUACGAUGCCCGUCUCAAUUUUUAAUUUAUUUACUUUUUCGGAUACAAAUGGUACCACUGGAUAUUUUGUAAUUACAGAAUAAAAUCAUUUGUAAAUAAAAAGUGACCAAAAUUGA